ACGGCGGAUCUCAAUGGCUCCGGAGCAGGAUCUAGAUCUCCGAUGGGGGAUCGAGGUCAUCUACUGCCUCCGGCGAUGGGGAUUCAAGGUUCGGAGGUUGUGAUUACGAAAGAGGGUGACCAAGGUUCGGUGAUUAGAAACUCGGUGACGGUGGGAAAAGGAGAAUCUUUGGGAUCGGAGAUGAAGAAACAAAAUCUAUCAGCGCCUUCGACAGAAACGUUGGAAGGUAGUCAGUCUAUUCCGAUUAACUCGGAUCUGAAAACGGGGGAGUGGAUUAACGCGGUUAAAGGGAAGAAUAUUUUGAAGAAAUAUGAGAUGAAAAUUCAAAUGGAAGAUGGUGUGGGAUCUGUGAGUGUGCCGGAUGAAGUUUUCAAGGAUGCUGCUCCUUUGUGGGAAGAUUUUCUAAUUGGAAGAUUUUUGGAUAAAGCUCCGCAUAUAGGCAAGGUUCAUGCGAUUGUCAAUAAGAUUUGGGCGCAAAGUGACAAGUCGCAGAUGAUUGAUGUUUACGUGAUUAACUCCACAACAAUGAAGUUCAAAGUGAGUAAUCCAGUCACGAGGAACAUGAUUGUACGAAGAGCAAUGUGGAACAUUGCUGAAGUUCCAGUUAUCAUGGCGAAAUGGUCUCCAUUAAUAGAAGAUAUUGAGCAGGAAACACAUUCAAUACCUCUCUGGGUCCACUUGAAGAAUGUACCAAUGGAUAUGUUCUCCUGGAAGGGCUUAAGUUUUGUGACAAGUCCGGUUGGUAUACCUGCGAGAUUACAUCCGGAAACUGAGCAAUGCAUAUAUCUGAAGAUUGCUAAGGUGUUUGUCAAAGCUGAUUUGUCGAAAGAGUUACCAAAAUCAAUGAACUUCACAUUUCAGGGGAAUAAAACUCGGGUGGAAUAUACUUAUCUGUGGCUCCCAUCAAAAUGUACUCAUUGUGGCAAAUGGAGACAUCUUAUGCGAGCUUUUAGGAAGGAAGAAGGAAGAGAGUGA
Brassica napus (rape) is the source of this 975-nucleotide messenger RNA. RefSeq lists its product as uncharacterized. The record is from RefSeq and is a predicted model, not a curated record. Lineage: Eukaryota; Viridiplantae; Streptophyta; Magnoliopsida; Brassicales; Brassicaceae. The coding region runs from base 43 to 975 and encodes 310 amino acids. The transcript has a single exon.